Molecule: messenger RNA, 1209 nt
Organism: Clarias gariepinus (North African catfish)
Lineage: Eukaryota; Metazoa; Chordata; Actinopteri; Siluriformes; Clariidae
Gene: txndc9
Product: thioredoxin domain containing 9
Exons: 5
Coding region: 86-766 (226 amino acids)
Biological process (GO): microtubule cytoskeleton organization
Cellular component (GO): cytoplasm
Source: RefSeq, a predicted model, not a curated record
AAACCUACUGCGCAAGGGAUUGUGGGAUUUGCCGAACCCACUGCGUCGCCUUUACUCGAGACUCGCGCGCCGAAGGCAAGAAGAAAUGGCCAAUCAGUCAAUGGACAUCGUAGCAAAGGCGCUGGAGCAGCAAAUGCUGCACUCAGCAAGGAUUGUUGAGGAGCAGAUUGACACUGAACUGGACAAGUUGGACCGCAUGGAUGAGGAUGAACUCGAGCGUCUCAAAGAAAGGAGGCUGGAAGCUCUCAAGAAAGCCCAGAAACAGAAGCAGGAAUGGAUUUCCAAAGGUCAUGGUGAAUACAAAGAGAUCCCAAGUGAAAAAGAUUUCUUUGCUGAAGUUAAAGAAAGCAAGAAUGUGGUUUGCCAUUUCUACAGAGAUUCCACUUUUAGAUGCAAAAUUCUGGACAAACACUUGAGUAUCCUGACAAAGAAGCAUUUGGAGACAAAGUUCAUCAAACUAAAUGUAGAGAAGGCUCCAUUCCUCACAGAGAGGCUUAGGAUUAAAGUUAUUCCUACGCUUGCGCUGGUGAAAGAUGGGAAGACUAAGGACUACAUAGUUGGCUUCACUGAUUUAGGUAACACAGAUGACUUCUCGACUGAAAUGCUAGAGUGGAGACUGGGCUGUUCAGAUAUCAUCAACUACAGUGGAAAUCGCUUCGAGCCACCUACGCUUGGGCAGAAACCAGGGGCAAAGUUCACCAAGCUGGAGAAAAAGACGAUUAGAGGGAAAGGUUAUGACUCGGACUCUGAAUCUGAUGAUGAUUAGGAAACCUUUUUCUCAGGCUUUCCUACAAUCUUUGUAAAAUUUAUUUGCUUUGUUCCUCUGACUUCUUUGUAUGCCACAUUGUUUCCAUAUUAAAUUAUGUUUUAUGAUGAAUGUGCUUCCAAACACACAAGACUGCAUUAUAAUUUAGACAACACUUGGGCAGGGAGUCUUUACUCCCCUAGUCUUGUCUACCUGUAUUUGGACUGAAAGACGUGGAGCCUCACUGGCUUAAAACGCUUAAUGAACAUCACACAAGUGCCCCGGAAGCUACCGUUACUGUAAUCCCUGUUUGAUUCAUGUGAACAGAAACUCUGAUUUUCUUAAUUUUUAUAGCCUAGCAAUAAAUCACUAAAAGAAACUUCUCAGCACUGACUCCUGCCAACAGAAAUGUAGAUUAACUGAUAGACACAAGUUCAAUAAAUCCAGUGAGAAUUGUUCUUUAA